AAAAAAGUAUUUUACAAAACUAGUUGAGUUAAUUCACAAAUAACCAAACCUUGAUAAAAGACAAACGAAUUUCAUUUACGUAUUGAUCAACUGCUUCUGUUGCAUUUUACAAAAAUAUUUUUGUUAUUUGAGUUGGUUAUAAGCUACAAAAUUUUAUGUUAUCCAAUACAAAAUUCGGUUUCGGCACUUUGCAACAUAAUAUGUUUGGCUAUACUCUACACACUUGUGAAUUUACAGUUGACCCAACUAAAACUAUUUUUUUAACGAAUAGUUGCUGUUUUUCAAGUCUGCUAUAUUAGUUUGUUACCAGCUAAAUAGUAUUGUUGAGAUUUGUUUUGCAAAGUUACUAAAAAUAAACAAAAAAUUUGGCUGAGAUCAACUAAUAUUGAUUAUGUUGGUUUUAGAAUAUUUUUGGUUAUCAAUAAUACAGCAAUAUAAUAGGUGGUGAAUAAAGUUAUGCUGGGCAUAACAAAACGUUUUGGUUACAUCAAACACUAACGGUCACGGAAGUAACCUGUAGAAACCUGUUCUUCUCGUGUUGCGUUGCGAGGCGAGUGUAGGUACUAGGUAGUGGAUGUGUGUCUAUUGUGCAAUGUGCAUCGUCUAUGGCGAGCGGGAAAGCCGCGUUUUCGAUUUUAUGCAUGUAUCAUAUAUCAUCAAGCAACGUCAAGAAGAUUUCAAGAAUGGAGCCGCCGCCGGUAGACGAGGCGGCAGAGAAAACGAUCUCGGACUAUCUGCGGUCUUGGGGAUUGGAAGCCUACAUUCCAAAAUUUUUGGAAGAAUCCAUUGAUGUGGAGACUCUCCAAAUGUUAUCAGAGGCUGACCUGAAAGACUUAGUGCCAAUUAUUGGACACCAGGCUAAGCUGACGACACAAAUCAAACUUUUGACCAAUAUAAUGUCAAAUGCUUUUGAGAACACUAGUCCAAUGAAGAACAAACUGAUUUAGCCGCUCUAACAUCGCUACCUUUUUUGAUGAGCACAUCAAAUGUUACUUCUACAAAGAAAGCAACUAAAAAGACACACUGGAGACCAUCAAAGCGAGAGGUAUUGGAAGGCUUCAUAACUCAAGUCGCAAGUCCAGCUGAGGUAGCAGUAGAGAUAACAAGAAAAAGAGACAAGCUUAUGGAAAUGGACCUUCAAAUGCAACCUUUUGUAAUUGCAGUUGUGUCACCGAAUAAAUCAAUUACAGCAAGGUACAUAGUGAUUAAUAACAUAACAUAUGAAAUGCCAACUAUUACAAAAGCUGUAGAAGUUUUUUUAAAGGCGAUUUUUGUAUUGAAUGCUGAAUAUCCUAAAGAGUCCCGUCAUGUCUGGCAGUUUGUACAAACUGUACUUUUUGAGUUAAAAACGAAAUAUGAUAAAAGCUUUACUGCAGUAAAUACACUUAUAUCGGAUCUCGGCAUUAAAACAUAAAGAACAAGCAUUGAUCACAUAAAUCGCAUAUAAGCAUACAAACUAAAAUGCCCAAGUGUUUCCUAUGUUUGAAAGACCUGACAAGUGUACCGAACCUAAUGACACAUUUUUCUUUGAAUCAUGAAAGACAAAAUUUCAGUGUUUAUCAUUGCAUUGAACUAGUGCAACUAUUUAUUUCCACUAUUUCCAUUGUAGUUAUUUUUUGGUAAAUGCUUCCUACUAGAAAAUAGAAAUAGAAAGUUUGUGAGGAUGUAUGUAUAGAUGUUUACAGCAUUUAGCAAAAAUUAACUACAAUGGAAUGAAAAAAGUAGUUUGCAUUAGUUUCAUUUUUUAACUUCAAUGAAACUAGUGGAAAUGAUCGAAUUUUAAAUACUAUUUUAGUGUAUGUAGCUAGGUUUGGCUAGUAUAGUGUGCUAGCUCUUUGUCUGAAUUAAUUAUAAGUUCCUACUAAAAUUAAUUGAUUUGAUACUUAAUAAAUAAAUAUAAUUGUAAAAACAAAGUUGUUUUUCUUAUUCUAUCUCAAGUUUGUAACCGAAAUGAAUACCAUAGCAGGUGAGAUUUGGGGAAGGAUAUAUCUUGCUAAAACUUCUUAUAGGUAGGUAAAUGAAAAUCUACAAGAAAAAAAAAACUUCAGGCUGAUGCUACAGGGUAGCCCGCGAAAUUCAAAUUUUCUUACGUUUUUUGCAAUUUGCAGGCCAGUGCUAGGUUGUAUGUAGAUUAAAAUAUUGUUCGCGAUUGUAAGACGUAUGUAGUUACAGAACUAAUAAUCAUCAAAAGCAUCAGUACAAUCCUCCAAGUUGUAAAAGGUCUAGCAAAAAAGAUUUUUUCAAGGUCAAAGUCAUUGCUAGACUUUUACAACUUGGAGGAUUGCACUGAUGCUUUUGAUGAUUAUUAGUUCUGUAACUACAUACGUCUUACAAUCGCGAACAAUAUUUUAAUCAACAUACAAUCUAGCACUGGCCUGCAAAUUGCAAAAAAACGUAAGAAAAUUUGAAUUUCGCGGGCUGAUCGGAGCAGUCACUCUAACUAAAAAGUUAUGUUACUUUUAACCGAAAAGUUCAGUUACAAAUAACAAAAUAUUUUGGUUACAAUAAUAUUAUAAUGAUGUAACUAAUAACUGAACUAUACCAAACCCAUGACCAAGUUUUAACCAAACGGAUUUGUACGCGCUAACAAUAAAACGUGGCUAUUUUUACAUAACACUUUUGUUUUAUAAUACACAUAUUAAGUUAUUUAUUCUAGAACACUUUGGUACAACGUGAAUAAUAAAUUUGUUAAGAAGUUAUUAUUUUUGUCGAGCCACUAAUAACAGAUCUCUAAUAACAAAACUGAAUUUGUCUAAUAAGAACUAUAGUUAUGUAGUCACUAUUUUUAUGUAACAGGUUACUCAAUUGUUUGUUAUUUGUUACUCAAAACUUUUU
This is a messenger RNA of Spodoptera litura, 2835 nucleotides long. RefSeq lists its product as uncharacterized. The record is from RefSeq and is a predicted model, not a curated record. NCBI's taxonomy places the organism in Eukaryota, Metazoa, Arthropoda, Insecta, Lepidoptera, Noctuidae. Gene Ontology annotation, molecular function: protein binding.